CCCCAGUCCGACAGCUCGAUACAAGAUGGCGGCCGGCCAGUUGGCCGUCAGCCUCGACGGUUUGAGGGCCAUCGCCGAUGCCACCUUUCGAUUAACCUUUAGCUUCACCAAAAGCGACAGCAAGUUGAAUUCAGAGAUCCGGGCCGUUGCCAACGAGAUACAAGACAUCGCGGGCUUGUUGCACCAACUUUCUCUAUUAGCGUCAGGACUUGAAGAGAAUGAGGACCAAAUUUCAAACGUCAACGCUGCCCCGCCCCCACUGAUCUCAUGUCACCGCAGUUUAGAACAACUAGGGGGUUCGCUAAGGAGACGAACAAAUAGAUCGAACGACGAUGGAUGCGAACAGAAAAGGUGCGCCGAUGUCAAGUGGCCGUUUACGAGGGCCUGGACAACAGAUCUCUUGGAUGAGCUGAGCGAGCACAAGAAGACAAUUUCAGAAGGAUUGAAUGCAAAAUCAAUCGAAGAUCUGCUACAAGUACUAUCAAAAGGGAAGUCUGUGGCGACCAUACGUGACGAAGACUGGGUAUCCGAAGCUUUUACCGACUUUCUCCAAUCCUCUGGCUAUUUCCAAGGCAUCUACAUGGUUCUUAAUACCUUUCUACGCGUUCGAGAAGAGUCAUACAUCAUGAUACAAGAUCGAUACAAAAAUUUGUCAACACAGUCGAGAUUUUUCCAAGAAGAAGAAUUCGAAAAUUGGCUUGGUAAGGGAGGAUCACACUUUCUGUUCACAGCUCCUCUGGGCGGGGGGAGAACCGCCUUCACCGGCGCACUAGCACGGGAAACCUUUCGGCGACGCCGUGCACGAACUGUUGUUGUACCAAUCUACUCUGAGCUUCUAGGUACAUGUAGAUGGGCCUCGGACACCGGCCUGCUUGGCACCAUCGUUGCUCAGAUCGCGCGCCAGAAUCAGGGAGCGUUCAAAGUCCUACGCCGAUAUUGUCGGGAUCUGAGUGGCAAACCGAGAUGGGCAACAAACGGAGCGACCAUGGCAGGACUGGAAGUGGUCCUUUGGCAAAUGUCGACUUUCUUUGAACAUGUCUUGGUCAUUGUAGACUGCUCAAGGGCUAGAAAACCUGACACCAUGCCGACAAUUGCCUCUUUGAUCAAGACUUCCAAACAAUCCGCUCCAAACUUCAGUCUGGCAGUGGUUUAUCAAGACCUCGAGACUAUUCGAGAGCCUUUGGGUGACCUCGUCACUCAUUGGGACAUCACACCAUCAGUGGCCACCUUGCAGGCUUUCGCUGCCACCGAGGUAGAAAGGCGAGUCAGAACCGGGGCUCUGCGGUUCGAACGGGGAGCCAUGAAGGAUGCUGCGAUCCGCAAACUCAGCGUCGGUGGCGAUCACAUGUAA
This is a messenger RNA of Colletotrichum acutatum, 1351 nucleotides long. RefSeq lists its product as uncharacterized. The coding region runs from base 26 to 1351 and encodes 441 amino acids. The record is from RefSeq and is a predicted model, not a curated record. The transcript has a single exon. Lineage: Eukaryota; Fungi; Ascomycota; Sordariomycetes; Glomerellales; Glomerellaceae.